This is a messenger RNA of Cydia pomonella (codling moth), 3208 nucleotides long. RefSeq names its product arf-GAP domain and FG repeat-containing protein 1 (gene drongo). Bases 40 to 1083 code for a protein of 347 amino acids. The transcript has 6 exons. Lineage: Eukaryota; Metazoa; Arthropoda; Insecta; Lepidoptera; Tortricidae. Gene Ontology annotation, molecular function: GTPase activator activity. The record is from RefSeq and is a predicted model, not a curated record.
UUGGCAUUUCUUAUUAUUUUUAGUCUGUCUAUUACAAAAAUGGCUGCAAACCGUCGCAAGCAAGACGACAAGAAUUUAGAAAUUUUACGUGAACUUAUAUCUAUAAAUGGAAACAAAUAUUGUUUAGACUGCAACCAAAGAGGACCUACAUAUGUUAAUGUUACAAUCGGUUCGUUCGUUUGUUCAAAAUGUUCGGGAAUGCUACGUGGUCUGACGCCUCCCCAUCGAGUAAAGUCGAUCUCAAUGGCCACAUUUACCCCCGAAGAGAUAGAAUUUAUAAAAGUGAGAGGAAAUGAUUACUGUAGGCGCGUUUGGUUAGGCCUAUACGAGGGUGAAAGUGUGAACUUUACUGAUGAACAAAGUGUGAAAGAUUUUAUGUCGGACAAAUACGAGAAGAAACGUUACUAUCUCGAUCAACCGCUGAAUAAUACUGUUACGAACGGAAGUUUAUCAUCUAAGAGUAAGUUAAAAGUUAAAAGCGGAAGUGCUGCAGCGAGCUCAGCACAGCUGAUAUCAAUAGCGAGCCCGGCGCCGAAGUCGACGGUGAACAAUAAUACGCUCGUGAAUGCGCCCAAAGUGGGAAAUAGCUUUUUCUCUGGAGGCAAUGAUGUCAGUAUGAAGAUAGCCCGGCCGGUGCACAGCAUACCCCAGCCCAGCCCGCUCGCGGCGCCACCUGUUGUCGCUCCUGCUCCAGUACCUGAUUUUCCUGUUGACUUUUCAACUGCAAAUAUUUAUAACAGUAGCCAGUUUAGUAAUAAUGUAAACAACAAUUAUGUGCCUGCCCCAUCCACCACUACAAGUUUUGCAGCUUUCACUCCUCCAUCUACUGCUAAUGAUCGCUAUGCAGCAUUAGCAGAUUUAGACCAUGCACUGAGACAGCAAAACAUGAAGACAAUGGAGGAAGGUAACAAUAUAAAUAGCAAGAAUCCGUUCCAAAGUGCACCAACCAAUGACUUCUUCGGCAGCAAAAACCCUUUCUUCAAUGGAAGUUGGAGUGCUGCUCCGGCGCCUGUGCCUGUUAACCCUUUCAUGCCUUCAUCUAACUCUGGGAACUAUGUUAAUUCGAAGAAUCCUUUUCUUUGAAGAGGUGGUCCAUGAUUUGGAGACAAAGAACAAAUGUAUGCAACAAAAAGCACAAAGUUAGCUACAAAUUUAUUAUAGUCUACAUUUUUGAAUAAUUAUAUUAUGUUUUUACAAAUUUCUCGGUGAUAUUAAAUUGGCAUUACAACUAUUUAUCAGUCUUAGAUUAAUGUGCUUAAUUUUAGCAACGGAAGUGCCUCUUUAUGCCUUAAAAAGUUGUAAAUUUCUCAUUAUAGAUAUAUUAGGCAAGUCAAUGUCGUGAAAGUAUUGUAUUAGUAUGUCUGGGCUCAAUCAAUCAGGAAAUCUGUGUGAACAUGUUGCGAGGCAAUGUUGCUGUGUCCAAUUUAUUCAAUUUAUAUUGUCCAUUAUGUGGUUAGGAAAUGCUCAGUAGGGCCUUAUUAGGAUUGACUGGGGCUAGUUUUUAUAGGUCUUGACGAUUAUGUACCUAUGUAUAUUGUAUACGAUGACGCAAUUCGCGACGGUCUGAUGAUCUUAUCACACCCAACUUGCAGUUUUCGUGCUUAUAUCAUUUUCCCAAUAAAUAUUUGAUAUAUAUUGAAGUAAUUGUAAGGUUAGCGAGCAAAGACUAGGUAUUUCAAAGUAUAAAAAUUGUUAAUUAUAUUGGCUAUCCUAUUAACUUAUUUGAAUGAAAUAAUUUUGUGGGAUGUUUUUUAUCUUUGCUGCUGUUAUUCUGAGAAUGAAGUAAAAUAGUAUAGAUAUAAUAAUAUGCUAGGUAUAUAAUAUAAACAAUUGAGGCGAGGCCCAUUCCAGAAGAGGAUUUCCCUCCCGUAAUUAACUAACAAUAGUAUUGUUGUUGAGUGCACUUCUUACACAAUCGAUAAAAUUUAAAAACAUAGAUUGAUUGCUGAUUUCAUCGAAACAUAAAUGCCAAUCUAGUCAAUUAUGAAUGAUAUUGUGUUCUGAUGACCAUGUUUUAAGGAGUUGAGUCAUAAUAGAUACGUUGGCGUAAAUAUCCGUUUGUUAAAAUUAUCAGUUCAUAAUAACGUAACUAUUGUGGUAUAAUCGCCUAAGCGUUCUAUUUCAUUAUAGUAUAAAGAUAAACGUAUCUAGGAUAUUUAUUUCCAGUAAUUGCAUCAUAUUACCAAUAAUGCAGUAACUUAGUGAGACUACAAAACGAGAUUAGUAUUUAGAUUAGGCAACAAGCUGUGUGUGAUGAGUCACCGGGCGCGGGGUGCGGCCUUAUUUUCAUAGUCAUGCCUGCCAUGAGGAAGCGAGCUUAGUACCUAAAUGUUACUGUUUCCAUCCAACUCAACGCAUCAAAUUAACACAUGUUAAUCCUAGUUAGGGGUGAUAUUAAUUAAGAAUACGGUGCCGAAAACGAGAAGUAGGCAGCGACCAAACAUUUCCACACAAAGUAUUUUAGUCUUGUAAAGCUUUUAAUUAUCUGGAUGGAUUGUUUAUUUACACAUCAUUAUGAAGUUUUAAGAGGCUUAACAUUGUUAUUAUUUUUUAUCAAUUUGUUUCCUGAUUAAUGUGUACGUGUUUAUAAUCAUGAAUUGUUUUAAAUCCGACUAUGCCAUCUUAUCUAGAAUUAUAUAUUUCUAUUGUAUAGCAAGUAUUGAUUACUUUUACUGGUUAAAAAAACCAUGACAAAGUAGGACACGACAUGUUUUUGUAAGAAUCAUUUUUGUAUCGUACGAUUUCACGUCAUUGAUUAAUUAUUGUAUGUUUGGUACUUGACGCCUAAUCAUAUAAGUAUCAGCUUCAAUAGUUAUAGCUCACAUCACAUCUUAUCAUAAUUUGUUUCAUCUAAUACAUGUCUGAAGCCGGCUAUCCAUCAACUGACUAUUUAGUAAAAAUUGAUUGUAGGUAUUAUGUAUUUACUUGCAUCUACUGUGAUCAGUUAAACUGAUUGUAAGUGAAGCUUAUAGCUGUACAUUUAGCCGGCGUAAACAAGCUCUCAAAUCAUGUGCUUGAUCUGGUCUGUGAUUUAAAUCAGUAACUUUUUUAGUAAUCUUAAUCAUUUAAUAGCGAACAAUCUUUACUUAUCAAUGCACUACUAUUUAUUAAUUAGUUAUUAAAUUAACGUAUUGUUUUUUAUUUGAGCACCAAGAUCUGUUAUGUUGUAUUAAUGGUGUAAAAAAUAAACACUUAUUUUUUUUAACAA